AACACACCAACCAGUCCACCGCUCUGCCCGUCCAGCUGUGUGUUUGCCGACCAGCCAGUAGUGUGUUGCGUUCUUGCGCCGGGCAGACGUGUGGAGCCGGUGUACGUCGCGCGCGCGUGGCGAUCGUGUCUGGCUGUGUCCGUUGUUUGUGUUUGAAGCUUUGUUUUGGUAUCCUAUUGUGCGUGCGUUUUUUUGUUUUUGUUUUUGGGGCGAGUUGUUUGCACACCCGAAAGGGCCCCUUUUUGGGGCGCAGGGCGCCAUUCUUGAUCGCCACAAUCAACCCUGCUCGCGGCCAUUCCAUUGGGCCCGCGGUCAAUCAACCGAGCACCGGUGGCACCGGAAGCGUUUGUGCGGUGGCCUUCGCCACCAAAACAGCCACCAAGGCGCGCUUGGUAUAGUUCAAGGUUGUUGCGGUUGAGAAAGGCGGCAGCAGCGUUCUCGCAGUCGUAGUAGUGUUGGGUCGGGUUCAUCCUUUCCGUUUUUGCGCGCGCGCGCGCGUGUGUGUGUGUGUGUGUGUUCUGUAAAGAUCAUUGUUGGCCCGUAUCCCGAGCCGGAGCUUAAAGCUACCGUUAUCUUUAAGCACAGACUGCCCCCCACCACCAUCACUUCAUUCAAUUUAGGCUGGCGGUGACCCGUUUCUGGCGGUGCGCGCGGUCACUGACUGCGGCUGUGUGUUCUUUUCUUCUUCUUUUUAUUGCGCGGUGACACACAGCCACGCUGCGGGUCUAAUUUGUGCGUGUUUGUUUGCGUGCGUGUGUGUGUGUGGUGUGUGUGUGUUUUUAUUAUUGCCUAUGCGACGGCCAGACGGAAGUGGCUCGUUUGUUUACCUGCUCCAGUGUGUUGGGCGGCCGCAUUUGAUUUAGUGUCGUGCAAAAGUGUCAAAAAGAAGGGGAGUUAAAACAAAAAACUAGCACAAACAAACAAACAAAAAAACGUAUCCGAAUGUCGCUGAAAACUCGAUCGCAUCCUCAAUCAACCCAGCAAAGAUGCCGUACAGCAAUGGGGCGACGUUGCGAUUUCUCGUGCCGGCCGUGCUGCGCGGCAGCCAGCGCAGCGUGUGCCGCCUAACGCGCGUCUCGAUCAGCUCCGACUCCGUGUACCACGACGAUUCGGACGACUCCGGUGCGUCGAGCGUGAUCCCGAUCGCUUACCGCCCGGUAAGCAGCCCCGGGAGCACCGACGGCGAAUCGAUGGACGGCGACAAACAAAGCUUGGGAUCGCCGGCACUAACACCGCCGCCGGGUGUGCCGUCGCUGCUGUCCCCCUCGCCCUCGCCGAUCUCGUUCCGGUCCUGGUCGGUGGCCAUCUCGACCGCCUCGUCCGACGAGUUCGAGUACGACAACUACGACGACGACGACGACGACACUAGCGACGCGUCGCUGCCGGGUGCUGCCGCCAAUCGAUCGAACGUACAGCGGCGCCGCAAACCGGCCGCCCCGCUGCCACUGUCCCCGUUCGACUUCGGGAGCAUCGCGGCCCCGUCCCGUACGAAAGGCUCGAAGGUGUCGUCCCAGGCACCGAGGAAGGCGGCCAAGCGGGGCAAGAGCACUGGGCGCGCCCCGACCGACCAGCGGUCCCCGCCGACGGCCAGCUCGCCGGUCGGCAGCAGUGGCAGCGGGGCGCUCGGCUCGACCGUAAUUCGAUUAGUGCCACCGUCGGUUGACAUCUUCCAGACGCUGCUGGAUCUGGGGCCGGCACCGCGCAGCCGAUCCUCCUCGACCGGCGGCAACGCUAACGGGGGCGGCAGCAUCAGCGGCGGAAGCGGGGGCAGCGCCGGCGGUAGCAGCGUCGCGAUCGGGGACGGCCUGGCACGGUCCGAGCGGUCGCUCAGCAUGCCGACGCCGACGGAGGAGGAGGUGCGCGGUGCGCCCGGUGCUAGCGUCGCGUCCAGCGGGGCCGAAGGGGCCGGCGUAGGAGGCGGUGAGGAUAGCGAGGGUCGCCCGAUGGCUUCGCUAGCCGUGCCCGAGCUGACCGACGACGAUCAGACGAGCGACGAGCUGGAGGACGAGCUGGAGGAGGAGCUGGAGAGCGCGGAGGCAGGAUUGCUCAAUCUGGCCCGGCUAGGUUGUCGCGUUCAGUUCGCUAGCACCGUGAUCGAUAACGAGCGGGGUGCCGGUGCGGAUGGUUCCGGCCCAGGGCCUUCCGGUCUGGGCAGAAUGUGAGUGUCACGGGGAUAACGUCACAAC
This is a messenger RNA of Anopheles gambiae (African malaria mosquito), 2186 nucleotides long. RefSeq lists its product as uncharacterized. The record is from RefSeq and is a predicted model, not a curated record. NCBI's taxonomy places the organism in Eukaryota, Metazoa, Arthropoda, Insecta, Diptera, Culicidae. The coding region runs from base 987 to 2162 and encodes 391 amino acids. The transcript is spliced from 4 exons.